Stylonychia lemnae is the source of this 1083-nucleotide messenger RNA. The record is from the annotation of a GenBank genome assembly. Lineage: Eukaryota; Ciliophora; Spirotrichea; Sporadotrichida; Oxytrichidae.
AUGAAUGUCAAUCAACCUCAGAUUUAGCCAGUAUUUAAAAAAAAGAACAGGAGGCGAAAGUUAAUGAGGGCCACUAUGGAGGAAGUUUUUGAGGUGUAGAUCACUGUCGAAUAGCUCAAUAAGAAAAAUUCAUUGACAAAGAGGAAGACUAAAUUAUUUCCAUCAACUGAUAGAUAUGAACCGAACAUGCUCUAUGUAUCACCAAAAUCUAAUUUAAAACGUGAUUUCCAAAAACGGCAAUAGAGUAACGAGGAUCGUGGAGGCUCAAUGGUGAUCUAAGAAAAUCCAUUACUGUAAUCUUUGAGUAGUAUAGCAAACAGCAGCAGUUCCUUUUUUACGCAUUUCGAAUAGCGGAAAAAACCUGAGACCCAAGUGACAGAUGCAAACGGCAAUGGGCCUUAAGUAACCUAUGUGAACAUGCACUCAAUGAGUGAAAUGAACUAUCAAUUUAUCAAGUAUUUGGAAUAAAAUAUCUAUGACACAAAGACAAUUGAACUUUUCAAGCAUCUCAAAACAGUUUCUAUGGUAAAGAAAGAUAACCUGUUUCAAGCAUUUAGGGUUUCUAAUAAGACUGGGGCUGAGAGAUUAAUAUACUAAGGCUAAACAAAGACUAAGUUGAAGCUAAUAAAAAAGUAUUGCUGCUCCCGACCUGUCGAAAUUGAAGUUGUAGAAAAGAAAAUAUUUUUCAUUCAUUCCAAGAUUGACGUUCUAGAAUGCAAUAUAAGACUUGAAUAUCAGAAGGAAAAAAGGAGCAUGAUCAAGAAGUUACUAUUUUCUAGGAAGUCUCGAACUUAUCGAAUUUCAUUAGAUAACCUCAACAGUAACUCCAAAAUCGGUUAUAUAGAAGUUAAGGGGCGAUAGUUUACCAUCCUAAGCAAUCAUAAACGCCCUCUUUAUGAAUUAGAAGUAAAUAUUGCAGGUAAUAUCACCAUAAGAUUCAGUAAGAGUUAGACUAAUGCAGACUAAAUAUUGUAAAAAAGAUCCGAGGACGAGAUAAACAUAACUUUUCCAAACUACCUGAGCUGGUAGGAAAAAGUGCUAAUCUUCUCCUGCAUUACAUAAAUUUUAAUGCGACUUUAUUGA